Messenger RNA from Trichomonas vaginalis G3, 1953 nucleotides. RefSeq names its product TMEM62, metallophosphatase domain-containing protein. The coding region runs from base 1 to 1953 and encodes 650 amino acids. NCBI's taxonomy places the organism in Eukaryota, Parabasalia, Trichomonadida, Trichomonadidae. The record is from RefSeq and is a predicted model, not a curated record. The transcript has a single exon. Gene Ontology annotation, molecular function: hydrolase activity.
AUGAAUUGGAAAGCACAUUGUGGCCGCUACUGCUCCUUCUUCCCAUAUUACCUAAUUUUUGUGUUUGUGUUCCUUGGAAUAUUCAUUCGGAAGUAUAAAUAUACUGUUGAUAAGGUAAUUCUCAAUUCGGACUAUGUUAAGUUCAAUGAUUCAGAAGAUCCAACAAUUAUUGGACAUUUGACUGAUAUCCACAUAUCAGACUUCUGGCCUGAUGAUAUCAAAUGGUUCAAAAAUAACUUGUUAAUUUUUAAGGAACAGAUAAAACCGACGUUUACACUUAUAACAGGAGAUAUGGUAGAUAAUUACUAUUCAAAGAACAUUCCCGGUGAUAAUGGGCAAAUAGAAGAUCAAUGGAAGCAGUAUAAUCAAACACUGAGCUCAAUUGGUUUCAAGAAUGAAGAACUAUUCAUAAUUUACGGGAAUCAUGAUGUAUAUGAUCUAGUAGAUAUGGAUGAUUUUCAAAAAAUACCGAUUAAGUACUCAAACAUUUCUCCAGAUUAUUCAUUCUCCAAAGAAAGAGGAAAUGUAAGAAUUAUAUCAUUUAAUCCUCAUGCAUUACCAAAUUGUGUAGGUCCACAGGGGUAUUCACCACCAAUUCUCGCAAAACAUGUUGAUGCAUUAGAAAAAGAGUUCGAAAAACCAUCAGAUAAGAAAUAUACUAUAUUGACUUCACAUUACCCACAUGAAAUGUUUAUCCCUGAUAAUGCAAAGUCCAAAAAGGGAAACAAAUACACCGAUCUAAUGAAGAAAUACAAAGUUACAGCAUUUGUCAAUGGACAUUCCCAUCCAGAUAAAGUUGAAAUAGUUCAUUUUGCUGAUACCAUUGAAAUUACUGGCCUCGCAACUAAAGUUUUUGGUAAUUUCUCUCUAAUUUCAAUUGAUAACGGCAGAUUGAAUUACCAAACGUACGAUCCAGAGAAGAAUAAAGGACCAUAUGCAAUUGUAACGAGUCCAAAUCCUUCCCACAUAUCAGCUUUCAAUUUUCCAGAUCAAGAAUUUCCAAUUAGAAUUGUAAGUUUCGACAAAUCAAAAGCAAGAAACUUUGUUGUAUCAGGUGAUGCUAAAGGAAAACUAGGGUUUGUCAGAUACCUAAACACUGAUAAAAGUGUUGCAUUGUAUCAAAUGAAUGCAAAAUUUGAUACAGGAAUCCAUAAAAUUCAAAUCUCAGGAGAUAUGACAGAAACAGUUACUUUCGCAGUUAAUUGCGAUAGUGGACCAUUUGAAGAAGUUAGAAAGCACCCAUAUAAUCCUUAUUCAGGAAUCGUUGGCUUCCCAUUAUUGUUUUUAUUUAGUUUUAUCAUCAUUUUGUGCAUGUGGAUUCCAAUGAACUUUGUUCAGAAUUCCGCAGAUUAUAUUGUAGGGAAAGGAUCAAGUCAUUGCUGGCUUUGCAUUAUAUUCUUAGGUCCUUUAGUUUAUGGAAGAAGUCUAGGGCAGUUGGAGAUUUGGAUCAAAGUCUUUUUAACUUUUAUCAUUGUAUGGAAUAUUUGUUUACCAAUAUGCUUCUAUCACACAAACACAAAGACAUCAAUGUUAUGGGCAUGGGGAUACGUUGUUAAUGGAUAUCAAGUAUUUGAUGCAUUCUCAGUUUUCCUUGCAGGAAUUUCUAUGAUGGUCUUUAUGCCAGUUAUAUUAUUAGCAGGAAGUGUUUAUUUAGUCAUCAAAAAUGACAGAUGGAGAAGAAGUCAAUUCUUCUUUAUUAUUGAUUUAGUUUAUACUUUUGCCAUUCUUUUCUUCGGAUAUUCAGUUGUUAUUGAUAAAUUUGUCAGAGAUAUUGCCUGGAAGUGGGAAUGGCUUGGUUCUUUCCCAUAUAUCAUAUUCCCAUUGCUAGCAUUUUUAAUGUAUUUACUCUCACCGAUAUUCUGGAAAACAGAAAAGAUUGAUUCAGGAUCUGGUGUUGAACUUAGUGACAACAAAGAUGAGAAAAGCGAUGACGAUAGUAGUAGCAAACCAUAA